CAUGCAGGCCGUGGUCAUGGCUCACCGCCCGCAGUCAAACACGUCAAACACGCCAACACUCUGAGGUUUGGUGUCUACUGGCCCGAUUCGCUUGUAACUGGCGUCAUUCAUCGCCUUCCAACAUGCAUCCACCAGACAUGGGCGCUCUGGAUCUCUCCGACUCAGAUAGCGACGCCCUGUUCGACACCCCCGCCGCGCGACAGAACAAGAAGAAGGCCCAGGAUGCAGCUGCGAGCGCAGGCGAGGGUGCAGCGGGCGGGAAAACGCGUGCCAAACAGUCGCACUACACCACAGAGGAGGCGCGUGAGGCAGCAUUGCGAAGAGAGUUGGAGAGCAUAAGGAACGUCAACAAGGUCAUCGAAGGCGUUGUAGAGAGCCUGCAAAAGGCCAAAGACAACAUGGCUACUGUUUCCAAGACUGUUCUAAACGCCUCGACCCUUCUCCAGACCUGGACGCGCAUCCUAUCCCAGACAGAGCACAGCCAGCGACUCAUUCUGAACCAGCAAUGGCAGGGCGCGUCGCAAGAUCUAGUCGCCAUCGAAGAAGAGGAAGUGCAUCGUCAGCAUGCUGUACAGCGCCGAGCGGCCGAAGAGCAGGCGAGGCGAGACGCCGCAGCCUCAAGGUUAGAAGAAGAGCGCAGAAGGGCAGAAGCUGCUCCAAAGACGGGAACCAGGGGACGCGGCAGAGGGACGCGACCGCGCGGUACCUCCACAACGCCAACUCCUGGUAACUAUGGACAGAGUAAUUACGGACAGGCUGGGCGAGGUGUCAGUCGCAGCAAUUCAACCAGGGGUCGCGCUGGCAGUGGGAGUGGCAGUGGGAGUGGCAUUGGGCGAGGCCUACGUGGGAGAGGAAGGGGUCUGGGAUGAAGGGGGUACUCGACUGAACCUUUGGCUCAACACGCUCUAAGCAACUCCGUCUUCCCCCCGUCGUGUGAUCCUGCGUCAUCUCCACAAACACCCACCUUGUGCCUUGCAGCUCGAUCAAUGACAUGACCGCGGACGGUUCGGAACUCGCGUCGGAUGCGCUUCCUAAAGCGGGAAGGCUCGAGACCCCACUUCGCUACAAGUUGCGCCCCGCCCAUACACUUCCCAGGCCUCUCGCGACUGCGUAACUCGUGAUGAAUCAAUCCUUGCUCUCCUGACCACUUUACCACUCUGUUCGUUUAUAAAACGCCUCCUCCUUCAAGACAUUGGCCAAUCUACAACUCACUUUCAACAUGGACGUCCCAACAGCAACAUCAUUACGCGACAUCUACCCCGCCGACGCGCUGCCAGUCGAGACGAAGCGAUGGGAGAGCUUACUAGCAAAGUUCAAAGACCUCUACGGCAAGCCAGCAC
Molecule: messenger RNA, 1340 nt
Organism: Cucurbitaria berberidis CBS 394.84
Lineage: Eukaryota; Fungi; Ascomycota; Dothideomycetes; Pleosporales; Cucurbitariaceae
Exons: 2
Coding region: 123-869 (248 amino acids)
Biological process (GO): mitotic cell cycle
Cellular component (GO): DASH complex; mitotic spindle
Source: RefSeq, a predicted model, not a curated record